CAUCGUUCAAUCACAUAUCUACGGCGUAUGCGGAAGAAAAACAAAAAAUGGUUGUGAAAUCCAGCGACUCUACGGAGCUAUGUGAAUCUGUCCCUGUUGAUUUCAUGAACGCAUCAAUGGGCAUCGGUGGCAUCAUGUACCAUAAAGGAGAAAUCAUCUCCGGACCGCUGGAGUCCCUUAUCGAUCUUUUGGUGCCGAAACGGGACGAUGACUAUGAUAAAGAAUUUGUGUUUUCAUUUCUGCUGUCGUCACGCUUGUACAUGCGGCCGCACGAAAUAUUUGGUGGUUUAUUGAAUUUGUGUCCGGAACACGAUUCCCUCGAGAAUAUUGUGCGUUUGCUGAAGACAUGGACGAAAACAUUUCCCUACGAUUUUCGGGAUGAACGGAUGAUGGCACACGUAAAACAUAUCGCCACCAGAUGUGCUGAGACUGAUUUGAACGAAACCGUAUCACAACUCUUGUGUGCCUUACUGAAGCGUCUCACAGACCUUGAACGACACGAGCAGUAUCUGAGAAGUUGCCAAAAUAUCGAUGGAGAUCCGACGGAGGGUAAUGCGAUUGAAUGGCCCUCGGUGCAUGUUGUUGCCCAAAUUUUGUGUCGAAUUGAACGUGGACUCGCCCGUCAUGUUGGUCCAGAAGAGUUUGUGCAGUGCAGUGGCAUCGUGUUACGCGAAGGCAAUGAUAAGAAGGACUUUGACUCGCCCUUAUACCCGAAAGAUCCACCUGGUUGUCAAGACCCCAAGAAAACGUGCAAUUUGGAGAGUUAUGUCGAGUGGUCGUCACGUCUCAAGUUGUUAGUAGCUAAUGAAAUUUUAAAGUGUCCUAAACUUAAAGAUAGACAUAAGAAACUAGAAUUAUGGAGUGGAGUUGCCCAAUAUUGCCUUCUAGUUGGUAACUACAAUAGUGCAACAUCCAUCUUGGAGUCUUUAGAAACGACGCCCAUCUCAAGACUGAAGGAAACGUGGAGCAGUUUAUCGAGCACCACCAGUCAGCAGCUCGAUUGCAUGCAACGCCAUGCCGAAGGUUGUGGUUCCCUCUGGAAAAAGCAAAGUCAGGAUCUCGAUCACGCACUAAAUCGCCAAAAAGUGGACAUCAAAGCGCUGAGUCAGGCAUCGACGCUCGUACGGAGCAAGUCAAGUGAAUGGGUUGUGAUACCAGUUUUCGUAGAUAUUGUGAGACUAGCACUGAAGGCACGCACAUCCUGUCUGCAAAGGCUGCCUAAUGGCGACAUAAAUAUGACCGCGUGUAAUCGCCUGGCAGCAGUUGUCGGGGCAUUCACUCGACACAUUCGAGAUAUCCACACGUCGCUGACGGAACCUGGCAACGAACACGAUGCCCUCUGUCAAUAUAUGCAAAGUUGCAAAUUGAUGAGCGAGUCAGAUUUGAUGCUGGCAUCCUUCGACUGUGAAGAACCAACGCAAGCAGAGAAACAAUUGUAUGACAUUAUUUAGUAUAGAACUACUAGAGAUUUAUCCUCAUUGUGUCGUAGAAACAUAAGUUUGAUUUUUGUCUCUUUUCUCAUGUAAAGUUAAAUGCAAUCCUAAAGU
Culicoides brevitarsis is the source of this 1547-nucleotide messenger RNA. RefSeq names its product ras-GEF domain-containing family member 1B. Gene Ontology annotation, molecular function: guanyl-nucleotide exchange factor activity. The transcript has 9 exons. Lineage: Eukaryota; Metazoa; Arthropoda; Insecta; Diptera; Ceratopogonidae. Gene Ontology annotation, biological process: Ras protein signal transduction; positive regulation of GTPase activity. Gene Ontology annotation, cellular component: plasma membrane. The coding region runs from base 48 to 1451 and encodes 467 amino acids. The record is from RefSeq and is a predicted model, not a curated record.